Molecule: messenger RNA, 1839 nt
Organism: Morchella importuna
Lineage: Eukaryota; Fungi; Ascomycota; Pezizomycetes; Pezizales; Morchellaceae
Exons: 5
Coding region: 1-1839 (612 amino acids)
Biological process (GO): actin filament depolymerization; positive regulation of actin filament depolymerization
Cellular component (GO): cortical actin cytoskeleton
Molecular function (GO): actin filament binding
Source: RefSeq, a predicted model, not a curated record
AUGUCUCUUAUUAGAAAAUCUAUUUAUGCUGCCCAGCCGUCCACUACGCGUGCUACGUCUACACAUCUCUCUGUUGAUCCAAAGGGUGAACGUCUAGCAUAUGCCUCUGGAAAAUCUGUCUUUCUCCGCUCAAUCGAUGACCCUUCAAUUAGCACGCAGAAUACAGCUCACACUGCGAACGUUAAUGUAGCCCGCUUUUCUCCCAGUGGUUAUUAUGUUGCUUCUGGAGAUACUUCAGGAAUGGUAAGAGUAUGGGACUGUGUGGGUGAGGAUAUGAAUACCAAGGGAGAAUUCGGUAUCAUCUCUGGUACUAUCAAGGACCUUGCCUGGGAUGGAGAAAGCAAGCGGAUUAUCGCAGUUGGUGACGGUAAAGAACGCUUUGGACAUUGUAUAACCUACGACACUGGUAAUUCCGUGGGAGAGAUCCUUGGCCAUUCAUCCAUCAUUAACUCGGUUUCGAUACGCCAGCAACGCCCAUAUCGAGCUGCUACCGCAUCUGAUGAUAAAACACUCGUUUUUUAUCAUGGUACGCCAUUCAAGUUCAACCAAACGCUCACUGGAAACCAUUCCAAUUUUGUUCAAGGCGUUGCAUUUUCUCCUGAUGGCGAACACUUCGUUUCUGUUGGUUCAGAUCGUAAGAUAUUCCUAUAUGAUGGCAAGACUGGAGACUUGAAGUCAGAGGUUACAUAUGGUGAUGCUGGGCACAAGGGGGGCAUCUACUCGGUCUCCUGGAGUAGUGAUUCAAAGCGGUUUGUCACUGCAUCCGCGGAUCAGACAGUCAAGCUGUGGGAUGUGGAGCAAUCAAAGAACUCUUUUACUUGGAAGUUCGGGGAGGAGGGAAUUCCGAGUAUUCCAGACCAUCAAGUUGGAGUUGUCUGGACGCCCCGGUCCGACGAUACUAUAAUUUCACUAUCUUUGGCAGGAGAUUUGAAUUAUCUUAACUUUUCCGCCCAUAAGCCGUACAAAGUAGUUCACGGGCAUCAAAAGGCCAUCACUGCUCUUAAGGUCACAAAAGAGAGCAAGACAUUAUUUACAGGAAGUUAUGAUGGAAGAAUUUGUAAAUGGGACACAACAGUGGGCGCAGCUGCUGGAUUGGAUGGGAAAGGCCAUGAGAACAACGUCUCGGGCUUUGCGGAGACCCAGACCGGGUCAGUUGUCAGCGUUGGGUGGGAUGAUCACGCCAGGCAAAUCGAUGUCGGGGCUGGAUGCUUUGUUGCAAACGCUCCAACUGAAGGCCAACCCAAGGGUAUCGCAGAACUUGGUCCGAAUGGUUCUACAGUUGUGGUUUCAGAAAAUGCCAUUACCGCCUACGGCAAGGACCUCGAAAUUAUCGCUACACUAGUUCCUAAAUACACGCCUACCUGUGUUGGUGCUUCAUCUACAUAUGAAAUUGCGAUUGGCGGGCAGAACAAUAUCAUCCAGGUCUACAGCGUUUCUGGAUCUACAAUUACAGAAUCCAAAAAAAUCAUUACACGAUCCACACCAACAUGUCUUUCCUACUCUCCUAACGGCAAAUACCUUGCUGCCGGCGAUGCCUCAGGUAAAAUCACACUAUAUGAUACUACGGAUCAAACAUAUAGUGUUAAAACAACACGCUGGAGUUUCCAUACUGGACGUGUUGAUAGUAUUGUGUGGAACGACGAUGGAACCCACGUUGUUACUGGAGGCCUUGACACAAAUGUCUUUGUGUAUAGUGUCGAGAAUCCUGCGAAGAAUUUGAAGGCUAGAAAUGCACAUAUGGGAGGUGUCAAUGCAGUAGGCUGGGAGGAAAAAGACGUGAUUGUCUCAGCUGGGGCGGACGGAGCAGUUAAAAGAUGGGGUGUCACAUUUGCUGGUUAG